CAACGUCUGCACUGGGCUGGCCUCUAGGGAUCUCUACGCAUAGUUCUGGUGACAGCCCUCUCCUGCGGUAGGAAAGCUGCUUGAAACGCGCUCAACGAGAGAAGCGCUCAGCGCAUUUUGACAGAGACAGUUUUUUUUCUGGUUCUUACUGACAGCAGAAGCUGUAACCAGAAAAUCCCUUUUGACGGCUUGCCUUCAACAAAAAGCACAGCAAUGCAUGAAGGAGAUUCAUGAAAAAUAUUCUACGCAACAGGUUUUUUUUUUCUUUUUGCUACAGCACUGUUGUGCUGUUGUGUUGUAACUCUUCUAUUUUUGCGUCUUAGGACUUGUUUAUCAUCACAGGUGUUUUUAGUCCUUAACGCAGUAAACAGAUCCCUUAGAACAAAUUUCUGACAGCUGUGGUCUUGUACAAAUUGAUUUUUUCCUGUACAUUAUUUAUAUUGUAUAUUUCUGUGGAUUUUGGAGCCGACAAUAUAAUUUGAAAGCGUUCAACUUAAACUAGACUUCUUUAAUGAAUGCCCCUUUUUUGUCGCUAAUCCUCAGAAGAAGAUUGAGCAGAGCAGCACUUAGCUGGUGCUGGUAAAAUGAAUGGGGUGAAGUAAUAUGAACAUGCCUGAGACUCUUCAGAAACAGUGGAACAUCACGGAACCUUUUAACUGAAACCAAGAAAAAGAUGGCUGAGCCAAGCCUCAGGAAUAGAGGGCUAUGGAUUCACCUUGUGAUUGUAGCCAAGAUCUAGACAACGGGAUGGAACCUACAUCUGUUCGGGAGGAUUCAUUGUCAUCACCAUCCUUGUCACCCAUGACCUUCAGUGCUCAGGAAUUUGGAGACAGCAGGGUAGGUCAUCAUUUGUCCGAAAGUGGAACAAUACUAGGGGAAUAUGACAACCAAUGCAACGCUUGUCAUCUCUCUGAAAAUGAGGCAGGGAGUAAUGCAGGUGUUGGCUUUCACACACCUAACCUGGAGCUGAGGGAGGGUACACCAUGUGUGGAUUCAGAUGGAAGCAACUAUAAGGACCUGCUGCCCGUUCCCAGCUGUGAAAAGGAGCCGGAUUGCUCCUCAGUCCAUGAAGGAAGCAGUUCUCCUGCAUGCGGCUCUUCAAGCAAGCCAGGGGAACAGCCCAGGAUUGUCAAGCACAAACCCAGCUCCAUCACCUUCUCCGAUUACAAAUUCCCCAGCAGCUGCUUCUCCAGCAGCAGCAACGAGCUCUUCAUCAAUGAGGGCUCAGACGCCGAGUCCUGUUCCUCUGAAGAUGACGACAACGAUGAUGUUUUCCCAGAGCUCCUGCACUACAGGGAGUUUCUCGUUAGCCGAUACAGGAGGUCCGUGGGACGGAGCAGGGAGAAAAAGAAGGGUGUGGAUGCUGUGUAUGCAGAGACUUGGCAGCACUUGGAAAUGACCAGAAAAAACAGCAGCAGUCCUGAAGCAGAACACAAUGUCUCAGAGGAGUCUCCAGUCAUGUCCCCAUGGUCAGAGUCGAUGACACAGCUCAUGAAGAAGCUAGACCAGCUAAAUCUGGAUAUUGAAGAAGCCCUGAGUAGUAACUCCUCACCGUCUGACACUCCUGGAGUUCAGCGAAAGGAGAUGUCUGCUGCCGUUCUGGGGACGGCAACAAACCAGGCCUUGGGCGAAAAAAUCAAUUUUGCAAAGCAAGACGGAAAAUGCAGAAACCCGGAUGAUUUCUCCUUUUCCUUUUACCCUUUAGCGGGAUCAGGAGCGACACUGAAACAAAAUAAGGUGUCUUUGAAGAUGAGCAAUGAAGGAGCAGAGAUCGAAGCGAAGGAGGCAUGUGACUGGUUACGGGCAGCAGGAUUUCCUCAAUAUGCUCAGCUUUAUGAAGACUCUCAGUUUCCCAUUGACAUAUCUGCUGUGAAGAAGGAUCAUGAUUUUCUUGACAAAGAUCUUGUCGAACCUCUUUGCCGGAGGCUGAACACAUUGAAUAAGUGUGCCUCUAUGAAACUUGACGUGAACCUUCCCAAGAAGAAAAGCGAAGACUCCGAUGAAGAAGACUUAUUUGCAAUCAGUGACAAAUGGACUUUCGAGUGGAGCAGCAGGCGGUGGUCGCGGCUGGAGGACAUUGACUCUUUCCUGGGCCGCGCGGACAGCCAGGCCCCAGCGGGAGGUGAGCCCCUGAAGAACACGACCAGCAGCGAGAGUGUGCUGACGGACCUGAGCGAGCCCGAGGUCUCGUCCCUGCACAGCGAGAGCAGCGGGGGCGGUGAGGGCCGGAGCCUGGCCGGCACCAGAGGCCUGGUCGCCGAGGAGCGGGAGGGCGCGAGGCGGAACUGCGCGGACGUCACCGCCAUGCCCGACUCCACCUCCCCGGCUCUCCCGCAGGCCCCCAAAGACAUCACCAACUACUCCUCGCUCUCCACCAAGAAUGGGAAGCACAGCAGGACCCGCGCCAAGGACUUCCUGCGGCGGAUGGAGACGCUGAGAACUAAAGGCACAUCUGUGAAAAAUAAGAAAGUCCUGGUGAUUAGCGGCCCCGUGCUGCAGCAGGAGCCCGAGUCCCUAAAGACUAUGCACUGCGUUGAAAUUGUGAACGGGGACUUAGGUGGCCUGGAAAAACCCCGGGGCAGCUUCCCCUCCCAAUCGAGCAGCGAGAGCAGUGGCCACUCGGAGACGAGCGGCAGCGCCGUCAGCACCCCCAGCCUGAAGGAGCGCAAGCCCCACCGGGCCGCCCACAAGCGCAGUGGCAUGUACCUGGAGGACAUGGACAUCUUCGCGGGGGCCCAGGUGAAGAAGGUGGCCGAGCAGAACCGCAGGAACGAGUUCCGCUCUUACGAGAACCUGGUGGUGCACAUCCCUAAGGACCACAAGCCCGGCACCUUCCCCAAAGCACUGUCCAUUGAGAGCCUGUCCCCCACCGAUGCUGGGGCCUCCGUCAACUGGCGUACAGGUAGCAUCUGCCUGGAUGCCCAGAGGCAGCCCCAGAGCUCUAAAGAGCCCAGGCCCAUCACCCAGUGUUGCCCCCGUGGAAGCCGGAUCAGCGUGUAUGACAAUGUGCCCGGCUCCCACCUGUACGCCAGCACAGGUGACCUGAUGGACCUAGAGAAGGAGGACCUCUUCCCCCAUCUGGACGACAUCCUGCAGCACGUCAACGGGCUGCAGCAGAUUGUGGACCACUGGUCCAAAAACAUCCUGCCAGAGAUGCAAGGCGACAACCUAGAGCGCGAGGGAUCAGGGCUGCAGUCCUCCAGUCAGAUCACCCUGGACUUUGAGGGCAAUUCUGUUCUGGAGGGACAGACCACCCCGAGUGACGGAGAUAAGGAUGGCAUGUCCCUCAAUGAGUCUGACUCCACUGGGAUGAGGGAGAGGAGGGAUUCUGGUGUGGGAGCAUCACUAACCAGGCCGAAUCGGCUGCGGUGGCCCAGCUUCCAGAUCUCCACUCGCCUGAGUCACUCCAUGGCCUCUCUGCAGAUCACCAACCAGUCCGCUGGCCAGCUCAGCCUGCUGCAGAAGUUCUCCCUCCUCCGCCUCACGGCCAUCAUGGAGAAGUACUCCAUGUCAAACAAGCAUGGCUGGACCUGGUCUGUGCCAAAGUUUAUGAAGAGGAUGAAAGUUCCAGACUACAAGGACAAGAACGUCUUUGGCGUUCCUUUGAUAGUUCACGUGCAGAGAUCUGGGCAGCCCCUCCCACAGAGUGUCCAGCAGGCACUACGCUACUUGAGAAGCCAGUGUUUGGAUCAGGUGGGAUUAUUCCGGAAGUCUGGAGUGAAGUCCCGGAUACAGGCCCUGAGGCAGAUGAAUGAGAGCUCCCCAGACAACGUCAACUACGAGGACCAGUCAGCCUAUGAUGUGGCAGACAUGGUGAAGCAGUUCUUCAGAGAUCUCCCUGAACCCCUCCUCACCAGCAAACUGGGGGAGACAUUUCUCCACAUCUAUCAAUACGUUCCUAAAGACCAGCGACUUCAGGCUGUGCAGGCAGCCAUCAUGCUCAUGUCGGACGAGAACAGGGAGGUGUUGCAGACACUGCUGUGUUUCCUUAGCGAUGUGACCUCGGUGGAGGAGAACCAGAUGACUCCCAUGAACAUCGCUGUGUGUCUGGCACCCUCAUUGUUCCACCUCAACAUUCUCAAGAAGGAUAACCUGUCACCAAGAGCCAUGCAAAAAAAAUACGCAACAGGGAGGCCAGACCAGAAAGACCUUAAUGAAAACCUGGCUGCAACUCAGGGCCUGGCUCACAUGAUCUUGGAGUGCAACCGGCUAUUUGAGAUCCCCCAUGAAAUGGUGACACAAUCCCGCAACUCGUACGUGGAGGCAGAUGUCCAAGCCCUGACGCUGGAGGAGCUGUGCAAGCAGACAGAGGAAGAUGAUGGCACCUACCAGACUCACGUGGAGAAUCUGAUUCAGUCCCUGCUGAAGGAGGCCAGGGAAAAGUCCAAAUACUGGGUGUCCUGUUCCAGCACAGACAACACCGAGCUGUUCUAUAAGAAGGUGGGUGAUGGCAACCCCCUACGGCGGUGGAAGGUGUCAGUGGAGGUGGAAGCGCCUCCUUCAGUGGUGCUGAACCGGGUGCUGCGAGAGCGCCACCUGUGGGAUAUUGACCUGCUGCAGUGGAAAGUGAUGGAGACUCUGGACAAGCAGACAGAAAUCUACCAGUAUGUGUUGAACAGAAUGCCACCACAUCCAAGCAGAGACUUUGUAGUGCUGAGAUCUUGGAGAACGGACUUGCCGAAGGGGACAUGCGCACUGGUUUCGGUAUCAGUGGACCAUGAAGAAGCUCCACCAAUGGGAGGGGUGAGAGCGAUAGUGAUGGACUCACAGUACUUACUGGAGCCUUGUGGUUCAGGAAAAUCCAGACUCACACACAUCUGCAGGAUAGACCUCAAAGGAAGAAUGCCAGAGUGGUACAACAAAGCUUUUGGACAUCUGUGUGCUGCUGAGGCCGCCAGGAUCCGGAACUCAUUUCAGCCUCUGGCGACAGAAGGGCCAGAAACAAAAAUCUGAACACCUGAACUCCAACUGGAUGAGGAUAGGAAGAGCCAGGUGGAUUUUUUUUUUUUUAAGGGAUCAUCGUCUCAGAAAACAACUACAGCUGGGACUCCACUGAUCGCAGUGGAAACAGAAAAUAGUUUCAGCAAAGGUUGCUGGACGGUUUUAUUUGAAUUUGUCCUGUGAAGCACUCAGACUUAAUGGACAUUCUGGAAGUGAGACUCAGCUUCUCACUGGUGCUGGAAUACUUUGUCCACUGGGAACACUAAACAGCCUGCCAUUGUUCUGUCGGUACCAUUCAUAUUAUUAUUAAUUAUUAUUUUUAUGUAUUGUACAAUGUCUAGGACAUCAAAUAUUUAAAAGCUUCUG
Messenger RNA from Lepisosteus oculatus (spotted gar), 5307 nucleotides. Its product is annotated as stAR-related lipid transfer protein 13. Gene Ontology annotation, molecular function: lipid binding; GTPase activator activity; protein binding. NCBI's taxonomy places the organism in Eukaryota, Metazoa, Chordata, Actinopteri, Semionotiformes, Lepisosteidae. Gene Ontology annotation, biological process: signal transduction; actin cytoskeleton organization; regulation of Rho protein signal transduction. The record is from RefSeq and is a predicted model, not a curated record.